UACAAACUAAAGGGAAAGUUAUCAAGUAGGAGUAUAUUUCCCGUAUAAAUUUCUAACGUUGAUGUUCAAUAACUGGUAGACCAGAUUAGUGUGGAAACGCUAGGAUUAGAUAUGUUAUAUUUAUGAAAGAAUGUGGAGCCCUUUGGUUAGGAUGUAGAAUCAAUCAAGGUCUCAUUGAGUGGAAUAGUUGGUUUAAUAAUCUAAAGUACCUCGUCCCACUUCUUUCACAUUAGUUGGGGCAAUAUUCCUUGCCAGUCAAAGAAUAUUGCCAAUUGUUAUCAAGUGUUCUCAAGAAUAUAAUCAAGUGUUACUUUUAAUGAGCGAUACCAGCGUAGACAGAAUUGCCAAAAGUGUUAACGACAUCAGGGCAACUACACAAAAGUUUCGUUUAGUUUAGAAAUACAGCGUGGAAACAGGCCCUUCGGCAUACCGAGUCCGCGCCGACCAGCGAUCACUCGUAUAUUAGGUCUAUCUUGCACACCAGGGACAAUUUCAGAAGCCAAUUAACCUACAAACCUGCAGGUCCUUCGAAUGUGGGAGGAAACAAGAGCACCCGGAGAAAUCCCACGCGGUUACCAACGUACAAACUCCGCACAGACAGCAACGGUUGUCACUCAGGAUCGAACCCGGGUCUCAGACGCUGUGAGGUAGCAACUAUAUUCCUGCGCCACUAUGCCAGCGCUACGCCGCCCAGUUUCAACAGAGCCUGCACUUGUAACUCCGACGGUUAAUGUGCCUCGUGUGGAGCAGCACAGAAAUCAUUAUUAGUUGGCUGAAGACAGUUACUGUCCGAUCAUUUCUUUUUGAAAGUGUUGACAUGGGGGUUUGUUGUUGAUAUAACAAUGUAAUAAAAAUCAGGAUGGGCACCCGCCAACAUCCUAUUGCCCCCACGUCAAAGAAGGCACUUCGAAGUUGUUGUUGAAUAUGGGAGAAUUAAAUAACGUCAUAUUGCAAGCCAGCAAGUAUUAUUCUAUGGAUAAUUGGGAGCGAGAAAAACAAUGAUCAUCUAUUUUAUAAUACUGAUGGCGAAUCAUAGAAUAUCUGCCGCACAGGAGGCCAUUUAUCCAUCUCCGUCACUUAGCUUGAAAUCGGUAAUGGUCUGUGGAAGUGCACCACAUGAUCCGUUUGUUUCUCCAACACACACUGUUUAAAAAACAUAUAUUGAGUAUUUCCUUCCCCAGUACAUGGCCUUACAUUCCACUGGUUUAAAUUUCCUCUGUUACUUUUCUAUCUAACAGAACGGCAAUCUAAUGUACCCUUCUCGGUGUCAGACACACGGCCAACUUUACAUCAUUUAGAAAUCUCUACAUUUCACCCUGAUUUGAAAGUGAACGGAAACAUCGUUUCCGUUAUAAAAAAAACUACCUGUUUAUUUCUGCCUCGCAUUAAUGUAGGCUAUGACUAACCAGGAAAGGGGAUUUUGCAGAUAUAUUUUGUCAUCUUGGUGUUAUGAAAGACAGUGAUUUUCCCCCCGUGCAUUGCGCCAAGAUUUAAUCUUGCCUAUGGGAUCUUAUGGGCGGGGUGGCGUGAUAGGUUUAUCAUUCAAAAAUACACAAAGUGCUGGAGUUACUCAGCGGAUCAAGCAGCAUCUCUGGAGAACUAGGAUAAGUAACGUGUCGGGUCGAGACCUCAGUAUUAUAGCGCAAUAAACACAUAAGCAGUGUCAUAUUGCUUUGUCCUUAAUAUGCUUUGGCGUACGAUGUUUAUUAAGAUUUCCUCCAAAUGCGUGACGUUUGCUCACACAUUUUCAGUUCCUUUUUAAAACUUGGCAAAUUGUCAACGUACUUUCUUCAGUGCAAUUACAGUUCAUGAUUUGAAACACUCAGCAAAGUUUCUGCUUUAUAAUCGCUAUGGCAGCAAAGCAGAAGCAAGAGGAACAUUUUACUUCACUUAUAACGGGAACGUACAGCUGUUGCACUCAUAUUCGUAGGCGCCAGUCAAUCAGACCGAAUGGCCCUCGAAAACCCUUCCAACGACGCCUUGCAGAAUUUAUCCAUUUGUGACAGCGAAAACUCUGUAUUAUUCAAAACCGGCUCAGAAUGGACUCGAUUGUCGAAACCGAGGAAAGGGGAAAUCAUUGGGAGGGUCACUGUCACGUUGUGUCUGAUUGGCCUGGGAGUACUCACAGUACUGUCCAUUAUUGCAUAUAUGAAGAUUUCUGUUGAUGUUAAAGAACUUCAAGAUUCAUUUAAAAGCGUCAAUGGACAAAGCACACGCCAAGGAAAUGAUUUACAGCUCGGUGAUCACAUUAACCAAAUGCAAACUCUUAUGGAUGCCCUAAACAUGUCAACUCUCUCUGAGCUACAAAACCUUAAAGAAGAAGGUUUCCAUAUCUCAGAGAAUCUAAACGUGAUGAUUGUGUCUCUAAAUAAUGUUAAUUCUUCACUUCUAUCCAAAUUUCAAAGAAUGGAAAAAAAAGCUGUAACAGUUCUGGACAACAUUCAAACAAUGCAAGAUUCCCUCUCACAGGUCGGAUUGAAUGUGCAGACUCUGAAGGAAGCUGACAAGCAGUUUUCUCAAGUCCAAGAACAGAACUCAAAUUCCAUACAGUUAUUCAAGGAUUCCGUUUCUUUGCAACUCCAACAAGUGAUGUCACUUGUGGCAAAUUUAUCUGGCGAGAUGGAAAAGCUGGAAGAACUGAACUCAACCCUGAUGUCAAUGUUGGAGCUCAAGGACAGGAAUCACUGCCCAGAACAUUUUAUGUUAUACGGUGACAAGUGCUAUCUUUUUUCAUUGAUCGCGGACACCUUUCCAAAUGCAAAGAGAGAAUGCCAAUUAACACAAUCAUACCUCAUGGUGAUUCACAACGAGGCAGAACAGAAAUUCAUUGCGGAUCGAUUAGGUUCCAACCUUUACUGGAUUGGACUCACUGACUCAGUCAAAGAAGGUGACUGGCAUUGGGAAGAUGGUACAAGUUACUCAAGCACACCGAAAUUCUGGAAACCUGGACAACCAGACAAUUUUCAGGAUGGUGAACACUGCGCACACCUUGUUGCUGGUGGUCUGUGGAAUGAUAAUGCUUGCACCAUGCAGUAUAAAUAUAUUUGUCAAAAACUCCCUGGCUGAUGUAAUACUAAGAGAACAUUUAUGAACAUGAGCAAGCAAAGGACUUUACAAAACAAACUGAAUACAAAACGUAAAAUGUCUGAUUCUUAAUAAUAUGCUUAUUAAUCUAAUUAUCACCGUUUACAUUAUAUGCUCCACAGAGCAUUUGGUCAAACCAACGUGCUCCAUACACGCACCCUGCAAAGAUCACCUUGAAAAUUCCCAUGCAUCCUUUCCUUAAAUUAUAUUUUGCAUAAUAUGAUGUUAAUACUCAUUAUUAAUGAUGUGUCAUGAGGGCAACAAUUACACCACGGACUUACAUAUAUUUUCUUUUUUAUCAUUAAAUGUGCAUUCAAAUUAUAGCAUAAUUCGUGAGAAAAUCAUUGGACAGUAUUUUUGUGACAAAUUUCAAGGUAUUACUGAGUAUUUGAUUAUAAUAAAUCUUAUAUCUAAUAAAGGAAAUUCUUUAUCAAAGUCUCACAUCG
Molecule: messenger RNA, 3530 nt
Organism: Leucoraja erinaceus (little skate)
Lineage: Eukaryota; Metazoa; Chordata; Chondrichthyes; Rajiformes; Rajidae
Product: C-type lectin domain family 10 member A-like
Exons: 11
Coding region: 1951-3066 (371 amino acids)
Molecular function (GO): signaling receptor activity
Source: RefSeq, a predicted model, not a curated record